GACCGGUAUGACCACAGACAGUAACGUGUGCGCGUGCGACCAGAAAACAAGCUGAAAAACAAAGUUUAUCUGCGUCAUUUAGACUAAAAUCAAAGCAGCAUGUCAGAGGCUUUGAUCCUGCGAAUAAAGGAGCUGGAGGCAGAGCUGGAGAAGCUCAAGUCCCAGCUGAAGGAGAGCAGUGAAGCUGGAUGUGACAUGGAGCUGAUGUCCAAAACAUCUGCUAAUGAAAACAAAGACUGCAGACCCAAUGGCAACACCAGCAGCAGUCAGAAGGGUAAGAAAGCAGGCAAAGAGCGACCUUUUGACUUCUCUGCACACCCUCGCCGCCAUGUGGCUCUGCGGCUGGCGUACCUGGGAUGGGCCUACCAGGGCUUUGCAGUUCAGGAGAACACAGACAACACCGUGGAGGCCAGACUGUUUGAAGCUUUGCUAAAGACGCGGCUGAUUCAGGACCGACAGAGCUCCAACUACCACCGGUGUGGUCGCACUGAUAAAGGAGUCAGCGCCUUUUCCCAAGUCAUAACCAUCGAUUUGCGCUCCACGCAGAUUUGUGGAGGGAUGGGAGUCACACUCCCUGAAAAUGUUUGUACCAAGAAUAAAGCACCUGGCUCUGAGCUUCCAUAUGUGAAGAUGCUGAACAGAGUCCUGCCCCAGGACAUCAGGAUCUUGGACUGGGCGCCAGCAGCAGAGGGCUUCAGUGCACGCUUUGACUGUCAGUCCCGCACGUACCGGUACUACUUCCCCCGUGGAUCCUUGGAUGUGGCGUUGAUGGCAGAUGCUGCAAAAAGAUAUGAGGGCACUCAUGACUUUCGCAACGUGUGCAAAAUGGAUGUGGGCAACGGAGUCCUGCAGUUUGAGAGGACCAUCUUGUCAGCAUCAGUCAAGCCUGUGCAGCCUCAGCACAUCUCCAGCACAGACCAGUAUGACCUCUUCAUAUUUGAGAUCAAAGGACUGGCCUUCCUUUACCACCAGGUACGAUGCAUGAUGGCACUGCUUCUCCUGAUAGGGCAGAAACUAGAAGCCCCAGAGAUAAUUAAUCAGCUCCUGGAUGUUCAGAGUAACCCCAGGAAGCCUCAGUACAGCAUGGCAGUAGACUACCCGCUAGUGCUGUACGACUGCCACUUUGAAGGUUUGAGCUGGAAACAGGACAAUGAAGAGGUGAACCACGUCCUGUCUGCGCUGCAACAACACUGGACCCAGAAUGCGGUCAAGACCCAUGUCCUCCAUGGGAUGAUCCAGGGUUUGGAGGCCAUAGGUGGAGUAUCAUCUAACCAUUGCUGGCUAGUAGAAGGCAGCAGGCAGAGAAACUACCGGCCCCUGCUGGAGCGUCCAUGCUGCGAGAGCCUGGAGUCCAGGAUAAACCAUUUUGUCAAAAGGGGCAGGCUGGAGCGGGAGGAAGGUGAGAACGGAGGUGAAAUGGUCCACAGAGGGAAAAGGUCCAAACAUUCCCACAGUUCCUCCAGUCUGUCUGGUCCUGCAGAGAUGCCAUCGUCAAAACAAAGUGCAGAUCAAGAAGGAGAACACUGAUAUUUUCUCACAGGAGGAUGGACUUGCCAGAGUUAAUUUUGUAGUGAUUUUUGUUCAUGGGAAAACUCUAUAUUUACAUUUUAUUUCAUGAUACAAAUGUAUCUUUUUCAUUUCAUAACAACAGUGUACAUUUUCAUUCAUGCAAAUAAAC
This is a messenger RNA of Chelmon rostratus (copperband butterflyfish), 1678 nucleotides long. RefSeq names its product pseudouridylate synthase 3 (gene pus3). Bases 100 to 1527 code for a protein of 475 amino acids. The transcript has 7 exons. Gene Ontology annotation, cellular component: cytoplasm; nucleus. The record is from RefSeq and is a predicted model, not a curated record. Gene Ontology annotation, molecular function: pseudouridine synthase activity; RNA binding. Gene Ontology annotation, biological process: mRNA pseudouridine synthesis; tRNA pseudouridine synthesis. Lineage: Eukaryota; Metazoa; Chordata; Actinopteri; Chaetodontiformes; Chaetodontidae.